AUGAAGGGUGUAGAAAUAAGCUUCAAGUCCCACCCAUCAUCUUAUAAUAAAACUCAUAAAAUUCAAUAUAUGGAUUUAAAAAAGGAAAGUAAUCAAGCUUCAACAGUGUCUAUAAUGGUCCCUAAUUUAAACUUUGAACAAAUAACUUAUUAUCAACCUGAAAUUAUUAAUGAUGACCCUACAAUGGAAAAAGAAAUUUUUAAAAUUGAAAAGUUUAAUACUAAAUCGUCAGGUCCUAUGGAAUUGAGAAGGAUUUCCGAUAUUGAAGUAAAAUCAUAUAAACCUUUGAAAAAAAUGAAAUUUCGAAGAAAAAAAAAAUAUUCAUCAAUUGUUAGUAAAGUUGAAGCAAUUUUAAACAGGGGAAAACAUUCAUUAUCCAGCAGAGAUCCAUCAGAAGAAUCUGUUGUAGUCGAAUAUGACAAACCUACUGAAACCAUUAUAGGGAUUAAUGAUUUGCCAGAAAGCAUUUUACAAAAAAUAUUUUUUUGGUUAACAUUUAAAGAACAAAUCACUCUUCUUCCUAGAGUUUGCAAAUUUUGGUACUACAUUAUUCGAGAUCCAAUUUUUUGGACAAGCUUAGAAUUUUCAGGAGAUAAAGUACCAUCUACUGUUAUAAUUGAUCUUUUAAAAAGAUACCCAUCAUUAGAACGUCUCCACCUAAUUUCUGUGCCUAAUGUUAUUGAUAUAUUGCAAGAAUUAAGUCGGUGCAAUCAUGAUAUAAAAGAAUUAAAAGUUAGAAAUUGUAAUGUUGGCAGUUUUGAUUUUGGUCGUAUGAUUCUUCACAUUGUAUCCUGUUGUACAAAACUUGAAGUUUUAGAUAUUAAAAACAUGCCUUUUCAAUCGGAGCGGUUUUACCUAGAAUUGGGCCGCUUAACAAAUCUUAAAUGUCUUAAUUUAUCUGGGAAUAAAUUUUUAAGAAGUCAAGAUGUAAUAACUCUAUCUAUAAACUGUAGAACUUUAGAAGAUUUAAGACUAUUGAAUACUUACACUGAAAGUAGUUUUGGAAAUAGUUUGAAAGACAAUGAAAUGGUCUUCAUCGCAUCUCAUUUACAGCCAACUUUAUCUACUUUAAAGAUAGAUAUGCACCAACUGAGAAAUAUAUCGUAUCAGUGCUCAUUGCUUCAACAUUUGGUUUUGGAAAAUUGUUUACUUUUAAGCAGUGACACGUUUCGUUUAUUUCCCGCCUUAACAAAAUUAAAAAAACUUAAAAUAACGAGGGGUAUCAAUUUAAAAGCUGAAGAUUUUUCAUUUGUUUUCUCAAGCGACAGCAUGCAAAAUAUCGAGCACUUGGAUUUAAACGGGUGUUGGAACAUUGGUGAAGUUGGAUUGAGAGCCAUAACUUAUAAACUAUUAAAUCUAAAAAGUUUGUCAUUGAAAAAUUGUAAAUCGAUUCAAAAAAACGACGUUUCCUACUUAUCCAAAUGUUCAAAAUUAACGUUUUUAAAUUUGGCUCAUACGAAUGUGGAUUCGGAUAAUUUAGAAUUACUGCCUCAAUAUGUUAAAAAUUUGAAAGAAAUUGUCAUUGGUUGUGACGUACCGCUAAAAUCAAUACUUCAUUUACAAAAAUGUCUACCUGAUUUGAUCGUUGUCAUUAGUUAUUCCGAAUAUCAUAAAAACGAAAAAAUUUUUAGUGAUUAA
Molecule: messenger RNA, 1638 nt
Organism: Pediculus humanus corporis (human body louse)
Lineage: Eukaryota; Metazoa; Arthropoda; Insecta; Psocodea; Pediculidae
Product: F-box/LRR-repeat protein, putative
Exons: 5
Coding region: 1-1638 (545 amino acids)
Biological process (GO): SCF-dependent proteasomal ubiquitin-dependent protein catabolic process
Cellular component (GO): SCF ubiquitin ligase complex
Molecular function (GO): protein binding
Source: RefSeq, a predicted model, not a curated record